Danio aesculapii is the source of this 2658-nucleotide messenger RNA. It is a transcript of the gene atxn7l3a, whose product is annotated as ataxin 7 like 3a. Gene Ontology annotation, biological process: positive regulation of DNA-templated transcription; regulation of transcription by RNA polymerase II. Bases 292 to 1410 code for a protein of 372 amino acids. The record is from RefSeq and is a predicted model, not a curated record. Gene Ontology annotation, cellular component: DUBm complex; SAGA complex. Gene Ontology annotation, molecular function: transcription coactivator activity. The transcript has 13 exons. Lineage: Eukaryota; Metazoa; Chordata; Actinopteri; Cypriniformes; Danionidae.
UGCAAUAGACUAGUGAUGUCUGACAGGAGCCAAAAUGGCAGCGUUGUUUUAUUUCCAAACAUCAUUUUUUAUUCGUGCGACCCAUUCAGCCAGACGCCUAACCUUAUUUGUUAAAUAACGUUUCCGUUACCUUCAUAUGUACGUUUUGACUAGGUUUGUUCUCUGUCGUCGUCAACCAGAGGAACGGCGGGUUUGUGAAUGAGGCACGACUGGGGCUGUUCAGUCUUGUGUUUUCCACUCCUCCUCCUCCUGUUGUCAACAAUGACAGCUCCCCUACCAUAGUUGCUGCAAAUGAAAAUGGAGGAUAUGUCUCUGUCAGGCCUGGAUAACACCAAGCUAGAGGCCUUGGCUCAUGACGUGUACUCUGACCUAGUGGAAGAUGCCUGUUUAGGGCUGUGCUUUGAGGUGCACAGGGCUGUCAAACAGGGCUACUUCUUCCUGGAUGAAACGGACCAAGAAAGUAUGAAGGAUUUUGAAAUAGUGGACCAGCCAGGUGUAGACAUCUUCGGGCAGGUGUACAACCAGUGGAAGAAUAAGGAGUGUGUUUGUCCCAACUGCAGCCGGAGCAUUGCAGCCUCUCGCUUCGCUCCUCAUCUGGAGAAGUGUCUCGGCAUGGGCCGCAACAGCAGCCGAAUAGCCAACCGCAGAAUAGCCAGCAGUAACAACACAAGCAAGUCAGAAAGCGAUCAGGAAGACAAUGAUGAUAUCAAUGACAACGACUGGUCCUAUGGCUCAGAGAAGAAAGCCAAGAAGAGGAAGUCAGAAAAGAAUCCAAACUCUCCCAGGAGAUCCAAAUCCCUGAAGCACAAGAAUGGAGAGCUCAGCGGCAGUGUAAAUCCAGAUAUGUACAAGUAUAACUACAGCUCUGGCAUAAGCUACGAGACACUGGGACCUGAGGAACUGCGAUCUAUUCUGACUACACAAUGCGGGGUUGUGUCAGAGCAUACAAAGAAGAUGUGCACUCGGUCCCAGCGGUGUCCCCAGCACACGGACGAACAGAGGAGGGCAGUCAGAGUCUUCCUCCUUGGGCUGUCCGCGUCGACACUACCAGACUCUGACACCAUGUUGGAUAACGAGGCCUAUGAACCCCCUGAUGGCCAGCUCAUCAUGUCCCGUCUCCAUUGGGACGCUUCCUCUGAUAUCUCCCCAUCAGACUCAGCCUCUUCAAAAGCCAGCACCAAUAACUCCGAAUCCAAGAGACCGAAGAAGAAGAAGCCCAGCACGCUUUCUCUGACUCCUGCUGGAGGCGCAGGAGAGAGGGAUAAAGCACAGGAGCGAGAGAGAGACAGAAUAGCUGGCGGCGGGAGCAGUGGUAGCAGCUCCCAGAAUGCACUGGCUCUCUCCAGUCGGAAAAAGCGACCAAAACUGCCAGUUCCUCCAGCGCCCAGCAUCUACGAUGACCUGAACUAAGGCACAUGCAUCUCACACACAUUUACCAAUCAUGACUGACUUGAGUUUUUAUCUGGUGUUUGGUUCAGUGCACAUGAACGUGACGUGUGUGUGUGUGUGUGUAAAGACUGGGACACCUUUUCAGGCAUGAAGAGAUCAUUUGUUACAGCAGUGUUGCACAGUGAGUGAGUUUAUUUGAAUAUAUAUUAAUGUGUGGAUGCAGCGAGCUUUCUUUUGAUUUUACUAUGCAGUUCACUGUCAGCUCUUAGGAGAUUUGGGUUUACAGUGGUGUGUGUGAGAGUGAGUUGGACAGUUUGUAUGUGAAUGGGUUGUUGCAAAUAUUUUGUCCCUGGUGGCUCAUGUAAUUCAGUCGGCUAACCUGUGCGGUGUUCUCUGCUGGUUUUCAAAGGAUGUCUCUGCUUCAUGUUGUCUUGCUAAUCUUUCUGCAACCUGAUAGGCUCAGCUUUGCUCUUUUAAUGCCAAACAAUAUCCUCUCUCUUGCUCUCUCUUAAAGGGACAUAUCACCCCGAAAUGACAAUUCUGCAGUCAUUUCACAUGUUUAAAGCCUGUUUGAGUUUACACAAGAUAUUUUGAAGAAUGCUAGUAAGGAAAUCAGUGGUUCCAGCAUUCUUCAAAAUAUCUUCUUUUGAAUUCAUAAAGCUUUUAAAGCACAUGAGGGAGAGUAAAUGAUGAGAUUUUUCAUUUGUGGCUGAUUGAUCUCUUUAAUGACUUAGCUAGCGCCACCAGCAGCUUUCUGCCAAAUCUGUGCAUACACAAUCGAUAGCCUUGUGUGUUUUGGAGUUUGCUAUUCUUGUUUGUCGUCAUGGUUAACAUAUUUUGCCUGUAUUUAUUUGAUCUGCUGUGUGAAUAGUGUUUGUUUUAAUCAUGAUAUGUGGAUGCAUUUCCUCGGAUUAUGAGUUUGUUGAUCUUCAGAGCACUUACUAUUUAACGAUAGAUGGUUUUGUAUUAAAUAUAGUUUGUUAAAGUCUUCUCAGACAUGCGAAUAGGAAUUGAAAAUGCACUUAAAAUGGAUCAAAUCCAGCCCUUAUGGACGCCUUGUCUUUUUAGUGAAAAUGUUAUUCAAUUGUUUGUGAAGUUUGGAAUUUGAAAUGACUUGAGCUUGGUGUGAAUGGAGAGAAUUGGUACAAUGCACACAGAAACCGUCAGUGCUGUGAGUGGAUGUUUCGUCUGUGACCCCGACUUCUUGCUGUCUCUCAAUGCACUGUAGUGUCUCUGUAAUGGUCGAAGUAAAUAUUCACUUUAAAUUAA